UCACAAAGCCUCCCUUGACUAACGCAGGCUGCAGAACAGCGGGCGCCAUCAGUGCCCCCGGGGAGCUGAGGGCGGGGAGGGAAAUGGACAAAAUAGGAUGCAAGGGAAGGACUAGCCGCCUAGCAGGGGAAGGGAGAGGGGGGAGUUUAUACAGACACGCCAGAGUGACCUGGCUACACAACAGGGGGCCGCAUAUGUGAAGGGGCGAUUCCCCUUCUCUCCUCAGUCAGCAAACCCGCUCCCUGCUCCCCGGGCCGCGCCCACCGCUCGGCCAGACCCCGCUGUGGCGCGGAGUUUCCCGGGGCGCUGGUUGCAGCUCGGGGGGAGUUUUGCCAGAGGCGGCAGGAGCGAGGUGCAGGGUCCCUGCGAGGCAGACGGGGGCAGGGUAAAGUCGGGGCCGAUCCUGGUUCUGCCCCGUCGCUUCUCCGCCCUCCCUGCCCGGGGGCUCUAGCCCGGCCGGGUGCCCUCGCUGGCGGGGGGUGGCCGGGCCCAGCGGCCCCGGGGCGGGGGCAGGACUGGCCGGGCCGGGAGGAGGAGCCGGGCAGCGGCUCCCGGCGGGAGCGCAGAGCUCAGUGUCCCGAUGGCCCUCGCAGCGCAGGCGGCCGGGCUCAAUGUCACCCGGCUGGACGGGGACUGGCAGAUUUACUCUGCUAUAAAAUGGAUACAGUUUGUCAUGGCCACUUUAAGUGUUAUAGGUUCCAGCUCAAUUAUUGCAUAUGCUGUCUUUCAAAAUGUAGUGAGAUCCCCAGAGGUGCGCCCUCUGUUCUACCUGAGCCUCUCUGACCUGUUUCUGGGGAUGUGCUGGCUCAUUGGGGCGCUUCUCUAUACCACGCCAACCACAAAUCAAGAUGUUGUCUGCUAUAAUCUUCAAACAACUGGUCAGAUAUUUUAUGUAGCCUCUUUUCUGUACACUGUCAACUAUACCUGGCAUCUGUACAUGGAUUUAAAGGUGAAAUACAAUCAGAACCUGUACAGCAUGUCCCCUCUGGCUUUAGAUCAUGCAAAUUGCAUUGGCCGAAUAGCAACAAUUUUGUCCAGCGUCAUCCCUUUCCUAUUAAUGGUUCCUGUGUUUUGUCUGGGCAACAGCAGUGAUUGCUACCAGAACUUCAGCCAGAACAACGGGUGUCUCCUGAUGCACACAGAAGCAGCCAUGCUCACUGGCCAGCUGCAAACCCACGGUGGCUCUGUUUGUUCUGUGAUAUAUUUCUAUGGUGUUGGAGUCUUCCUGGUCUCCUUCCUGAUCAGCUUCAUAGCCAUUAUGGUUCUUCUCAUCCAAGCCCGAGCUUUGUACAAAAGGUUCAUAAACUCAACAGGAUUCCUGGGUGAUCAACAGUGGGCAAUGAUAAAGAUAGUGGAACAACGAGUGGUUUUCUACCCUAUCGCUUUCUUCUGUUGUUGGGGCCCAGCCAUCCUCCUCGGAAUAGUGAAGUUGACUGUUUCAGUGAACAGCAGAAUCUGCAUGGUUCUUUAUAUUCUACAGGCUCUAACAGCAGCUUCCCAGGGGCUCCUAAACUGCAUCGUUUAUGGGUGGACCCAGCACACGUUCCGCUGCAUGAAACGCAAUGCUUGCCGUGACAUCGACACACAGACACCUCUCUUACGUUCCCAGAAGAAGUACUAUGCCAGCACGUACCCCACCAGCACCCAGGCAGCAGCUGUAGCUACAUCCACGGCGUUGUGAUAAUUCCCUGCCCAGAAGGAGUGGGCAGCAUGUUGCCCUGCAACCCUGGCCCGGUCAUGUCUGUGAGACAUCAGCUAGAGCUAUUCUGCUGAUUUUCUUGUUCUGAACUGUUUUGUCAGUAGCACAUGCAGAGUUAGACUGGAAAAGCCUGAGCACAUCUAGCUGGAGAUCAGCUGUUUUCACUGAAGAUCGUUAUUUAUUUUAUAGUUUUUUAUGAAUUUGUAAUGGAUUAUUUUACCUGUGUAAGCCAUUUAGUGCAGUCUUUUCCUUAUGGAAACAUCUCCAGGAUUUGUUGGGAAUUGUAUAUCAGAGAUCCUUUACAGCUCCUUAAAGACAGUUCUCAUAAGGGUAGAUGACAUGGGGAUGUUUUUCUUACCUCAGUGAUUAUCAGCUAUUUGUAAUUACAAUUGAACAAUAAAGCCAAGGUGACUAUUUAUAAAUCA
Molecule: messenger RNA, 2124 nt
Organism: Mauremys mutica (yellowpond turtle)
Lineage: Eukaryota; Metazoa; Chordata; Testudines; Geoemydidae
Gene: TMEM116
Product: transmembrane protein 116
Exons: 11
Coding region: 581-1681 (366 amino acids)
Biological process (GO): adenylate cyclase-activating G protein-coupled receptor signaling pathway
Cellular component (GO): plasma membrane
Molecular function (GO): G protein-coupled receptor activity
Source: RefSeq, a predicted model, not a curated record